Molecule: messenger RNA, 1560 nt
Organism: Naumovozyma dairenensis CBS 421
Lineage: Eukaryota; Fungi; Ascomycota; Saccharomycetes; Saccharomycetales; Saccharomycetaceae
Gene: IMD4
Product: IMP dehydrogenase IMD4
Exons: 2
Coding region: 1-1560 (519 amino acids)
Biological process (GO): GTP biosynthetic process
Cellular component (GO): cytoplasm
Molecular function (GO): IMP dehydrogenase activity
Source: RefSeq, a predicted model, not a curated record
AUGGCUGCUGUCAGAGAUUACAAAACUGCUCUUGAACACUUAAAGACCUAUCCAAAGAAAGAUGGGUUAUCCGUUCAAGAAUUAAUGGAUUCAAACACGAGAGGUGGUUUGACUUACAAUGAUUUCUUGAUCUUACCAGGUUACGUUGGUUUCGGUUCUACUGAUGUAGUCUUACGAACUAGAUUAACCAAGAAAAUCGCUUUAAACACGCCAUUUGUUUCAUCUCCUAUGGAUACUGUUACUGAAGCUGAUAUGGCUAUUCAUAUGGCAUUAUUAGGUGGUAUUGGUAUCAUUCAUCACAAUUGUUCUCAUGAUGAACAAGCCGCUAUGGUUAGAAAAGUUAAGAAGUACGAAAAUGGGUUCAUUAACUCUCCUAUUGUCGUUUCUCCCCAAACUACUAUUGCUGAAGCUAGACAAAUGAAGCAAGAUUACGGCUUUUCUGGUUUUCCAGUUACUGAAAAUGGUCAAUUCCCAGGUAAAUUAUUAGGUAUAGUUACUUCUCGUGAUAUUCAAUUCGUUGAAGAUGCUACUUUACCAGUUUCUGAAAUUAUGACCAAGGAUCCAGUUACCAGUUUGCAUGGUAUUACUUUGUCUGAAGGUAAUGAAAUCCUAAGAAAGAUUAAGAAGGGUAAAUUAUUAAUUGUCGAUGAAGAAAACAACUUAGUCUCAAUGCUUUCAAGAGCUGAUUUAAUGAAAAAUCAAAACUACCCAUUAGCUUCCAAAUCUGCUACUACCAAACAAUUAUUAUGUGGUGCUUCCAUUGGUACUUUGCCAACAGACAGAAUUAGAUUGACUAAAUUAGUCGAAGCUGGUUUAGAUGUCGUUGUCAUUGACUCUUCUCAAGGUAACUCUCUUUUCCAAAUUGAAAUGUUGAAAUGGAUCAAACAAACAUACCCAGACUUAGAAGUCAUUGCAGGUAACGUUGCCACUAGAGAACAAGCUGCUAAUUUGAUUGCUGCCGGUUGUGAUGGUUUAAGAAUCGGUAUGGGCUCUGGUUCUAUUUGUAUUACUCAAGAAGUUAUGGCUUGUGGUAGACCACAAGGUACUGCUGUUUACAACGUUUGUCAAUUUGCUAACCAAUUCGGUGUUCCAUGUAUGGCCGAUGGUGGUGUUGCUAACAUUGGUCACAUUGUUAAAGCUAUUGCCCUAGGUGCCUCCACCGUGAUGAUGGGUGGUAUGCUUGCUGGUACUACUGAAUCUCCAGGUGAAUACUUCUUUAGAGACGGUAAGAGAUUAAAAUCUUACCGUGGUAUGGGUUCCGUUGAUGCAAUGAAUAAAGGUGCUGCGUCUGCAUCCCGUUAUUUCUCUGAAGAUGACAAGGUCUUUGUUGCUCAAGGUGUUGCUGGUUCUGUCGUUGACAAGGGUUCUAUCAAGAAGUUCAUCCCAUACUUAUACAAUGGUCUACAACAUUCUUGUCAAGAUAUUGGUGUUACUUCUGUUAAUGCCUUACGUGAAGAAGUUCAAAGCGGUAACGUCAGGUUUGAAUUUAGAACAGCUUCUGCCCAAUUGGAAGGUGGUAUUAAUAACUUACAUUCUUAUGAAAAACGUUUACAUAACUGA